UUUUAUCACUAGGCAUAUGUUUUUCACUGAGAAAAAAGGCGGGAAUAAUACUCAACCAAUUAUUGCUGUCAAGUAACGUGAAGUGUUAACUUUUCAAGGAGAGAAACUUCCUUUCCUGACAGAUUUAUAUUUACGAUUAUUAAAAAUAACUACAUAAACUUUUAGAAUGUCUGGUACAGAACAAUUGGAAGAUCUGCUACCAAUUUAUUAUACACGGUUAUUUCCAUUCCAUGAUUACUAUCGGUGGUUGAGUUAUGGAAACAGUGAUUUAUUCGAACGGAGAGAAUUUUCAUUUACAAUUGCGGAUGAUAUUUAUAUACGUUACAAAAGCUUUGCAAAUUCAAAGCAUUUGGAGAUUGAAAUCAAGAGACUUAUGCCACAUAAAAUAGAUAUUGGUGCCAUAUAUAAUACGGCUCCCAAGAAUGAAAUAAAAGGAAAUAUGUUGAUCCCUGAACAAAGGGAGCUUGUAUUUGACAUUGAUAUGACUGAUUAUGAUGAAGUUAGAACAUGCUGCUCUGGUGCAGACAUUUGUCCUAAAUGCUGGAAAUAUAUGGCAGUUGCCUGUAAAAUAUUAGAUGUGGCUCUCAGAGAGGAUUUUGGUUUCAAGCAUCUUCUCUGGGUAUUUUCUGGACGGCGUGGAAUACAUUGUUGGGUAUGCGAUGAGGAUGCAAGAACCUUAGAUUCAGCAUCACGUACUGCUGUUGCAGAAUACCUCGAACUAGUAACAGGAGGUGAAUAUAUGUACAAAAAAGUUAAUAUACGUGGAGAAAAUAUGCAUCAUUCUAUCAGACGAGCUGUUGAUAUAAUAGAACCGUUAUUCGUUCCAAUGUGCGUUAUAGAACAAAACAUGUUAGGUACAGAGCAAGGAAUGAACAAAUUCUUGCUGAUACUUCCAGAUGAAACUACACGAACGGAAGUAAGGGAAUUAUUUUCAAAAUUAGAAAAUAGUUCUGACAGAUGGGAAGCAUUUUUGAAGCACUAUAGAAGCGAAAUAAACUCGGGAUCCAAAAAAUGGAAACGGUUCUUAGUCGAGGAGAUAAUGAUUCAAUAUUCCUAUCCCAGAUUGGACCUUAACGUAACCAAGGGAUUGAAUCAUUUAUUGAAAUCACCAUUUUGCAUCCAUCCGAAAACCGGUAAAGUUUGUGUACCGUUCAAUCCGAAAUCAGUGGACAAAUUUGAUCCAUCCACUGUACCACGGAUACAUGAACUGAUCGAGGAGAUCAAUACUUUUGAUGCUAAAGAAAAGGCCGUACAAGAAGAUUCUAAUACUAAAAAAAUAAAAGAUUAUAAGAAAACAAGCCUAAAUAAAACACUGCACAUUUUCCAAGAAUUUUUGAGAGGACUAGAAGAUUCGCGGAAAGGACAAAAGAUUUUACAGAGUGAUAAGAAGAUGGAGUUUUAAUCGCCGUUCAUUCAAGUUGUUUCCAGCAUACAACACAUUGUCCACUAUUGUAUCCCUUUUUUUAAAUAUAAAUAAAAUGUAUAUAAAACACGA
Messenger RNA from Cephus cinctus (wheat stem sawfly), 1495 nucleotides. RefSeq names its product DNA primase small subunit (gene DNApol-alpha50). Gene Ontology annotation, cellular component: alpha DNA polymerase:primase complex. The record is from RefSeq and is a predicted model, not a curated record. The transcript has 8 exons. NCBI's taxonomy places the organism in Eukaryota, Metazoa, Arthropoda, Insecta, Hymenoptera, Cephidae. Gene Ontology annotation, biological process: DNA replication, synthesis of primer. The coding region runs from base 167 to 1402 and encodes 411 amino acids.